AUAAUACUUGUAAACACCCUUACUAAUUCUAUUGUUUAAUUGGUAGGGAGAGGUCAAAUCCUUCGUCUGUUUCACCGUGAUGCCUUUAUGGACAAUUUGAACCACCCGUUUCGUUUUCCCAAAAAUUAAGUUUUGCUUUUGGAACAGCCCAUCUAUUUUGUGCCACUGGUCCUGCAAUUUCCAUUUUGAACUCGCAGGGACGCUAUUGUCCAUGAUGUGCCUUAUAUACCCGAGGUGCGUCCUUUCUUAUGCGCAGCUAACAGGAAAAAAAAAGACAAACCAGACGACAGGCAGUCGGGACUGGAACAUAUAUUUCGCUGGGACUAUUUUGUGAAUUUUUGGAGGAAUUCUGCACUUCUUUUGUCAUUACUGGGACAUAUUGUCUUUUGGGUUUGAUUUAUGCUGCCCAGUUGUGUAUUUCUCUGUUUUGACCGUGAAGGCAAGGAGAACAAUGAGACGGCAAGUAACGUUUUUCACCUCGUUGCUGUUCAUCAGCGCCUCAUUCGGGCAAAUUAACUAUUCCAUUGAUGAGGAAAUGCGCGUCGGUUCCUUAGUGGGAAAUAUAGCCGAGGAUUUGGGUAUCGGCGUGGAAAGACUGAAGUCACGCAGCGCUCGUGUUUAUUUUGGUGAUAGCAAGCAAUACAUCGAGCUGAAUAAAGACAGGGGCGUCCUCCUCAUCAAGGAGCGUAUAGACAGAGAGGCGCUUUGUGCACAGUCCGUGCCCUGUGCGCUGCACUUCCAGAUUAUUCUCGAGAACCCCAUCGAGUUUUACAAAAUAAUCGUGGAAAUUGUCGACAUCAAUGACAACGCCCCCGCCUUUGAGAAGGGUGACAUCAAAUUCAAAAUUAGCGAAUCUGCAGUGAUAGGAUCAAAAUUCGAUUUAGAGCGGGCGGUGGAUCUUGAUGUUGGAAUUAAUGGUCUCCAAACGUACCUUCUCCUACCUUCUGAUAAUUUUGCUUUAAAAUUUCACAAUCAAGCUGACGGUUCCAGGAGUGUGGAAAUGGUUUUGAAGCAGGCUCUAGAUAGAGAGAAAAGGGAACAUUUGCCUCUCGUGUUGACGGCUGUAGAUGGAGGAGAGCCGCAGAUGUCGGGCACAAUGCAGAUUCUCGUUACAGUAUUGGACGCCAAUGAUAAUGCACCCGUUUUCACAAAGCCUGAAUACCAAGCUACAGUUGCAGAAAAUACACCUAAAGGCAAGGUGGUGACUGUUGUUAGUGCAUCAGAUGCUGAUCACGGAGCCUAUGGUAAAAUAACUUAUUCAAUCAGAAAUACAAUGGAUGAUUCGACGAGACGUUUGUUCAGUAUAAAUGAAAGCAGCGGUGAAGUUACUCUUAUUGGAAAUGUAGACUACGAAAAAGCUCGUACUUAUCAAAUUAAUGUGCGUGCAAGUGACGACGGGGGACUGACAGACAGCUGCAAAGUCAUAGUUGACAUUGUGGACGUGAAUGAUAACAGCCCGGUGAUCAACGUCAUGUCCAAGACAAAUGUCUUAUCUGAAGAUGUCAAAAGUGAAACUGUCGUAACAAUAAUUAACAUUCAUGACCAAGACGAUGGUGAAAACGGCAAUGUGGAAUGCACAAUAAAUUCGAAUAUUCCCUUCCUUCUCAAGUCGACUGAUAGUAAUUUCUAUAGUUUGGUGACAGACGGUGAUUUAGACAGAGAGCGGACGUCUGAGUAUAAUAUCACAGUGACAUGCUCUGAUGAGGGCGUGCCCUCCCUCUCCAGCAACGUUACUCUCACUUUAUUCAUCUCAGAUGUGAAUGACAACGCGCCUGUCUUUGAGAGGAGCUCAUAUGAGGCCUACAUUGUAGAAAAUAACACACCAGGUGUUUCCAUUUUCACACUGAAAGCCAGUGAUGCUGACUGGAACCAGAAUGCUCGUCUUUCGUACAUCCUGGAGGACUCCUCAGUUAACGGAGUGCCAGUCUCCUCAUAUGUGUCAGUUAGUGCUGAUAGUGGAGUCAUCCAUGCAGUACGUUCUUUUGACUAUGAGCAACUGAAAGAGUUCCAUUUCCGAGUCAGAGCGCAGGAUGGAGGCUCCCCUCCCCUCAGCAGCAACCAAAAUGUCUUCUUCAACCCCGGAUAA
This is a messenger RNA of Hippocampus comes (tiger tail seahorse), 2086 nucleotides long. RefSeq names its product protocadherin gamma-A2-like. The transcript is spliced from 3 exons. Gene Ontology annotation, cellular component: plasma membrane. Bases 452 to 2086 code for a protein of 544 amino acids. Gene Ontology annotation, molecular function: calcium ion binding. The record is from RefSeq and is a predicted model, not a curated record. NCBI's taxonomy places the organism in Eukaryota, Metazoa, Chordata, Actinopteri, Syngnathiformes, Syngnathidae. Gene Ontology annotation, biological process: homophilic cell-cell adhesion.